GGCCGUCGUCCUCCGGAGGUUGCGGGGAAGAUCCUCGCGUGGCGCGAUCUCUCCCCCUUUUUUGUGACGUCGGUUUGGUUUUUUUAAGCUGGUUGCUGGAAUGUCGUCUGCGUCAUUGGCGGAAGAACCCUCGUUCGUUUGUAGCGCGGUCGGUUCAAAGUCACGCCGGUGCGGAGAAACAUAACGUUACUCGGCUCCCGUCGCUGCGGUCGUGUCGGGUUCAUUCGUUUCGAGUUGCUGCUUGCGGACGCACGCUGCUCUCGUGGAUACGGGUCGCGGACGUCUGUCUGCCUUUCUUGAGUGGUCGCCUACUUCAGGAGCACGCGGCUGGGAUUUUGACGUGUGGUGGGGGGCUGCUGCCAGCGCGUGCGGAUUCUAUUUUCGUUUGGUUCCAAGUUACAGCCCUCAGCGGCUUCUUCGGCAUGUCUCAUCUGGGGCUCGACAUCGCCAUGGGCCUGAUCAAGGUCCUGGUGACUGCCUACGACAUGGUGUCCAUUCCGAUCUACUCAAUCUUCCAGAGGCCUUGGGACUACUGGAGAAGGAAGCAUAUGACCUUUGCCAAGGCGGCCAUAGAGAAAGACCCAUCUUCCCCCUGGGUCCGGGCGACGAAAGGGGGUGUGGACAGCCUGGAUGGCAUCCGCACGAUGGACGAGCUGACGCGCAAGGCGAUCCACACCUACCGGGACCAGCCCUGCUUUGGCACCCGGCAGAUCCUCGGGGAGAGCGAGGAGAAGCAGGCCGACGGGAAGGUCUUCAAGAAGCUGGUGCUAGGUGACUACCAGUGGCUGACAUACAAUGACGUGGACCGCAAGAUCGACCUCAUUGGCCGAGGCUUGAUGGCCCAUGGCGUGCGGCCGCGACAGAAUGUUGUGAUCCUGGCCGAGACACGGCUGGAGUGGAUGCUGGCAGCCCAGGCCUGCCUGCGCAUCAACAUCCCAGUGGUGACCCUGUAUGCAACGCUGGGUGAGGAUGGCAUCAUCCAUGGCAUCAAUGAGACCGAGGCCACACAUCUGAUUACGUCCUACGAUCUCAUGCCUAGGAUUGCUAAAAUCCUGCACAAGAUUCCGUCGCUGACGCACAUCAUCUACAUGGAGAGCCCGCUGUCCAAGGCCCCCGUGGUGGCCCCUGAAGGGGUCAGGGUCCUCCCCUUUGCCCAGCUGGAGGAGAGCGGCAAGACUGCAGACGCCGAACUGAGGGGUGAGACGCCCACCACAGACGACAUUGCCAUCAUCAUGUACACCAGCGGGUCGACGGGCAUCCCCAAAGGGGUGAUGAUCACCCACGGCAACGUAGUCACCACCGCACGGGGCUUCAGCGUGAUCUGCAAGAACAUCGGAGAGGGCGACACUUACAUCGCUUACCUUCCCUUGGCUCACGUCUUGGAAUUGGCUGCCGAGUGUCUCUCGUUUGCUCUUGGAGCCAAGAUUGGUUAUUCGUCGCCCCUGACGCUCACAGACAAGUCAACUGGCGUCCAGCGAGGAUGCCAAGGUGACGCAACCCUCCUGCAGCCCACAAUUAUGGUUUCAGUACCUCUGAUUUUGGACCGUAUCCGCAAAAGCAUCACGGAGGUGGCUGCAGCCAGGGGUCCCUUCUUCUCCCGCUUCUUCAGUUACGUCGUUGCCUACAAGUCCUUCUGGCAACGCAUGGGCUUCAACACCCCAAUCCUCAACAGCCUAGUCUUCAACAAGAUGCGUGCACUCCUGGGAGGUCGCCUGAGCGUGAUUGCCACGGGCUCCGCUCCGCUCUCCGCGGACACUCACGAAUUCAUCCAAGCCUGCCUGGACUGCUACGUGGUUCAGGGCUACGGCCUCACCGAGACCGCUGCGGGAGCCACCAUCAUGGACCUGGAGGACGUGAGCUUUGGCCGCGUGGGGGCGCCCAUCGUGAGCUGCUACAUCAAGCUGGUGGACUGGGAUGAAGCCCACUACCACGUGACGGACAAGCCCAACCCGAGAGGAGAGAUCCUGGUCGGUGGACCGUGCGUCACAAAGGGCUACUACAAGAACGAGGCCCUGACAAACGAGUGCUACCGGGAGGAGGGAGGCAUUCGCUGGUUCUACACCGGCGACAUCGGCGAGAUGUUCCCAGACGGCACGGUCAAGAUAAUCGAUCGCAAGAAGGACCUUGUGAAGCUCCAGUUUGGCGAGUACAUCUCCCUGGGCAAGGUGGAGACCGAGCUGAAGACUUGCCCGUUGAUCGACAACCUGUGCGUCUACGGCAGCUCGUUCCACAACUACCUCAUCGCCUUGGUGGCACCCAAUCAGAAGCAGCUUAAACUGCUGGCCACUCAGCUGGGCAAGGAGUCGCUCAGCUUCAGCCAGCUCUGCGAGGACUCCGAAGUCAUCAAGGCCACCUCGGACGCCAUCGUCUCGCACGCGCGCAAAGCCAACCUCCAGAAGGUGGAGAUUCCCCUGAAAGUGAAGCUCUGCUCCGAAGACUGGCAGCCAGACACCGGCCUGGUGACGGCGGCCUACAAGAUCCGCAGGAAGAACAUCCAACAGUUCUACCAACAGUACAUAGAUGAAAUGUACACCGCCGCCUCGCAGAGGUCCAAGUCGACAUGAAGUCCGCACCAGAGGCCCCCGUCUGUGGCGACUCUCAAAAGGAACGCACUCGUUUUGUGUAGCGGACGCACGGGCCCACAUCAAGUGUACAUAAGUGUGUAGAUCCCACGACUCCCUCAGCUGCAGCAAGCAAAGAGACUGUGAUAACGCUGGUUGACGCGCAAAUGACGACGAGAAAGAACUCCCGGUCGAGACUCUUGGACUUUCGUCGAGCGCCGUGGAACUGUUACUAUUUUUGAAGCGCACAUUUCUUUUCUCUGUCCACCUCCUCUCGUGCACAUUGUUUUUGGAUUCGAGUUUUUUUUUCUUUCUUAGUUUGUCUUAUCUAAUAAAGCGAGGUGUUUUUGUCUUCUCGGUAUGUUGUAGGAAAUGGUCGGUAGUUGGGUGUAGUGUGUGUAGCGCUGUUUUCAUUUUCUGGGGUGCUGGUUUUUUGCUGCACCUCUUGUACAUAGUUGAAUGGAUUCCCAUACUUGUAUUUAUGGCAGUGUUGUAGAGUUUUGGGGACCACAUUGUGUUCUAGGGCUUACCUACCGGUGAAGGCACCUCAUCAAAAAAGAAAAAAAACCUAUUUGUGCCUUUGUUCUAUCCCAGGAAAAAUGGUUUGGGGGGAGGGGAAAUGAAUUUAGUCAGGUGUUAAACUUGCACUUUUUUUUAUUGCAGUUUCGAAAGGUGUACAUUUUUUGUGGGAUACUUUGAAGACAGCAGAGAACCAGGUUUUCUCGUUCAAAAUGGGGGGAAAUAGCCAGAUUCUAGCUACGAUACAUAUAUUUUUGGGAUACAUGUUUGUACCUGGCUUUUGAUUACUUGCUGUUUCACAAAUUAAGAUAUGUAACUAGCGAACCAUUCCACUUUUGAUCCCUGGCCACUACACACCAAGCUCGUUACAAUAAACUGUUCCCAGAAGUUAAA
Ixodes scapularis (black-legged tick) is the source of this 3473-nucleotide messenger RNA. It is a transcript of the gene Acsl, whose product is annotated as long-chain-fatty-acid--CoA ligase 3. Gene Ontology annotation, cellular component: lipid droplet; endoplasmic reticulum; plasma membrane. Gene Ontology annotation, biological process: neuron differentiation; long-chain fatty acid metabolic process; long-chain fatty-acyl-CoA metabolic process. Lineage: Eukaryota; Metazoa; Arthropoda; Arachnida; Ixodida; Ixodidae. The coding region runs from base 423 to 2564 and encodes 713 amino acids. The record is from RefSeq and is a predicted model, not a curated record. Gene Ontology annotation, molecular function: palmitoyl-CoA ligase activity. The transcript has 16 exons.